UCCAUUUUCUCGUCCCACAGUUCGUUUCCUAGCUGUUCCCUACUUCUGGUCAAUUUGCUUCCAGAGCUCAACAAUGGCUGAAUCAAAGAUCGCUUCUUUCUCCAGCGUAAGUUCGUCUUCCCCGAACCCACAAAGUUUUUCCCCAGAAACCUACCAUUUCUCUCUCUCGUUUCGAAUACAAUUGUCAUCGGAAUUAGACUGAAAACCCUAGCGAGCAUCUCUGGGUAUUGGGGGGUUCUGCAGCAUUUCCUGUGUAGUUUCAGAGUUCUCUGAAAUCUGGGAAUUCUUCAAAUAUGGUAGUCAGUUUCGACCACUGUGGCGGAUAUCAGCGAUCAGAGCUCGACUUCCGGAAUUCUGCAGGGAAGCCUAUGAAUAGAGCAGCAGACUAGCAGAGUAAAGUUUUGGCAGCAAUCUAGCAAUGGACUCUGCUUCUCACACAACAGAAGCCUCUGAUCUCCUCACUCAGGGGCCCAUCCAGAACCAUCUCAUAGCUCUGCAACAGAAUCUGGAGCAGUCACUUGUUGACCGUGAGCAGCAUUUCAAGCAACUGGCUGCUGAAAUUGAGGCGAGGGCGAAAGCAGCAGCCGAGAAAGUGGCCUCCGGUGCUGCUGAGCUGCGGAAGGUUUUGGGAGUCGAGGACGUGACACCUGCUGGUACUCACUUUGGGAGGAAUCUGACAGGGAAUAUGGAUGACAUGCAAAGAGAAGGGCUUGUUGACGAUGGUUUUACCCCCCAGAAUCCUUUGGAGCAAUCUGUACAACACCACAGUACACAUCAAGGGAGGGUCACAGGCAUGGUUAGAGAUGAACAGAGUCGUCGGCAUGGGAGAAGUCGAGAUGGAAGUCCAACUGACCAUGUCAGGAGAACAAGGCUAGGCAGGGAUAGGUCAAUGGAUAGAACAAGAAGAGGAAGACACUCACACCAGGAAAGGAGAAGGAGCAGAAGCAGGGGACGAAGCUCACGCCGAAGCAGAAGCAGGGAGAGAAGAUCAUGUGUGGGAAGGCGGAGCAGAAGCCGAAGCAGGGAGAAGCGAUCACGUGUGGGAAGGAGAGGCAGAAGCAGGAGCAGGGGGAGGCGAUCACGUGUGGAGGAGGGCAGGAGAAGAAGCAAAGACAGGAGCCCACAUCACGAAAAUUGCCGGAACUCGGAUGUGAGCAGAAGCAGCAGGAAUGAAAGAGAGAUCAGCAUAAGGGAGAGGUCUCUCUCAAGCUCACGCUCUCGCUCUCCCAGGUAUGACAACAACGACAACCCUGUCUCCAGUAACAAGAAUGAUCCCUGGAAGGAGAGUAGGCAACUCCAUGAGGGUAAGCACCAGACUUGUCACACAGGUUGGAUGAAGUGGCCGAGUCUUCCUGAGGAUGGCACUUCCUGACCAUUGGCAAUUUGCCAGACCAUGACUGGUUGAAGAUCUAAAGACUGCUAGCAACUUUUGGCAUUGCGCAUUUUGAAGCCUGUGUCAGAUCGCAGCUCAGUUCUGUUAAGCUGAAUGCGACUGAAUUUCUGAGUUUUUAACUAAAAGCUUGUAACAUUGUAAUUUCUAAGAGCCAAGUUCUGUGUCAAGAGUAACGACUUCAGAAUUCCCUUGCAC
Messenger RNA from Linum tenue, 1588 nucleotides. NCBI's taxonomy places the organism in Eukaryota, Viridiplantae, Streptophyta, Magnoliopsida, Malpighiales, Linaceae. The record is from the annotation of a GenBank genome assembly.